This is a messenger RNA of Drosophila serrata, 2469 nucleotides long. RefSeq lists its product as uncharacterized. NCBI's taxonomy places the organism in Eukaryota, Metazoa, Arthropoda, Insecta, Diptera, Drosophilidae. The record is from RefSeq and is a predicted model, not a curated record.
UUCGACAGGUUGCGAGCGGGUUUCUCGCGCGUUUUUGCGUCUUUUUUUUAUCGUGUGUGUUUGUUGUGGGUGUUUGGCGUGCUGCUACCAAUGUUGUUGCUGUUCUAGUGCGGCGCGCGUCUUUAUUGACGAAAAAGAAAAAGGAAUAAGUGAAUUAUUUAAGCCUAAACAGUGUCUUCAAACAAAAUCAAUCGACUACGACAAAACGCAAAUACAACAAAUUCCAAACACAGGUUGGUUUUCAGGCUGGACCUGAAUCAAGAGGGAAAUCCAUUUAAUCCAUUGACUGUGGGAGGAAACUUUAUAAAUAAAUAAAUACAAAAAAAGAAAAAAAGCAAAGCCGCAGUGAGGAAAUCAAAGUAGGAACCACACCAUCAACAACACCAAACUCAUUGGGAGCAGUCAUCGCAAGAUCACAGAACGGGACGCAUCAUGACUUUCUACUGGUGGUCACACUGGUUCUGGAUAACCCUAGUCCUGAUUGUUGGCCUGCUGUGCCGCCAUGUCCAUACAUAUCCCAGCCAGGAUGGUGAAUCUCUGGCCUCCAGUACCCAGCCCGUGCGCACCACCAAGCUGUAUCAGACAACCGUGAGCCAGACGUGGGCCACAGCCACCCAGAGCAACAUUAUGGAUCUGACCCACCGACCCACCACCAAUCGUCCGGUUACUCCAAGUGUUACCCAGGCCCAGGAGCUGUCCGAGUUGGGCGAUGUGACAAUGUCGCAGUAUGAUGAUGAGGAGGAGGAGGAGGCGGCGGAAGAGGAUCGAAUGCUGUUAAAUUAUCAGGAACAGGGUCCGGAACAGAAUCAGAAACCGGAUACGGAGGCCGAUCCAGAUACGGAUCCAGAUCCGGAUGUGGAUGCAGAGGAAGCUGCAAUAAAUGAGAAACUGGCUCAGUUCGAGUUCAAGCGAUCGGCGGACUUCACCUCCGAGCAGCUAAACAACUUUACGAAUUUUAGCAGUAGCACUAGUACAAAUGGCAGCAUCAGCAACACCACAAAACCAGUCCCAAUUAGCAGCAUCAAUCCGCCAGCACCGAGAGCAACCACAACAAAGACAGUGCCAGCGGUAGCCACAUCAACCACAACAGCAGCAUCGCGAACCUCACCGCCUGCCAAGAGCGGUACGGCUGCUCCUGCUCCUGCUGCUGCUGCUGCUGCUGCUACUCCAUCGACGUCGACACCAUUGGGUUCAGCGGCAGCUACUCCGUCCACGCCGAAAAUCAACACAGAGUGGCUGUCCGACGAACUGCUGGCUGGAGCCAGUGCAGGUCUAGCGGAUGGCGAGAAGGCACCUUUCACACUUGAAAAUGCCAACAAGGAGGACGAAUUACGGCGGGCAGAGAGCGAGCAUAGGUCGCGCAAAUCCAAGGUCCUAUCGGCGGAGUACAAGCACAUAAAUCGCUACAUUAACUUCUCCAGCGACACCAAGAGCCUGCUAACCAGAUCAGCAUCCGCGGCGCCCAGCGUUUCGGGGGAUGGGGCUGGUCUCUACGAUGCAACUGCUGCCGCUGGCGAUGAGGGUAACAUUUCAUCCGAGGCGCUGGCCAUACAGCGAACAUAUUUCCUAGAUGCAGGCGCCAUUUCGGCAAUCUGUUUCACUGUCUUUGGCGUUUGCUGUACAGUGGGCACCAUUGGUAUCGUUCUGUACCGGCGACGAUAUGUGAAUAAACCGCAGGCGCUUAGCGAACCGGAUUCGAGUGUCUAUAUUGAUGACAGCACCAUGCGGGUGAGUGACAAUUCGGAUGAGAUGUACAGCCUGGACAACGACUCGUUCUUGAACUCGCUGGAGGCGAUGACAAUACAGAACUAUUGGACGGAUACUGUCAAACAUACAAAGCUUUAAUUUCCGGCCUCUCCCGUUGGAAGUCCCAUUACUCCUUAUUAUUUAUUGAUUUAAUCUUUUUCUCUUCGGCUUUAGUUAUAUUUUUUGUAUUUUGUUUCCAUCUUUUUAACCAGACAUCAUUAUUAGGAAUUAUUAAGUAGCAUCGUAGCAUUUAAGCGUGUGUGUAUGUAUGUGUAUUUACUAAUGAUAGGCAACCAAGAAAAAAUGAGAACAAAAAACAAUGAAAAAAAAGCAACUAAGUAGUUUAAGCCCAAACUACCAAAAUUACGUUUAGUGUAUGUUUAGAUCCUAAGUGCAGAUUGUUUUCCCCCCAUUUCCCACACACACACACACCCCCUUUCCCAGCUCUCUGAUUAACCAGUACUACUCACACGUGUCUGUUAGUUAAUUAUUAUAAAGCUUUAUUUAUAUAUUGUUGACUAUUUUAUCCCACUCACUCUCUGACUUCCCGAUUUCACCUCUAAUUUUAAAGUCCCUAUUUAUUAAGUUUGUGAACAUUGUGUCCAACAAUUAACUGCAAUCAUUCCUUCCAGUUUUAGCCUAUAGAGCAACUUUACAAUGUAACUACUACUGUAUUAAAGGAGACACAAAACAAAAGAAAAACUUAAAACAAAACAAAACAAA